AUGCCCUGGAACGUCAACCGCAGCUACUACAGUAAUCCGGACAACUGGUCGAGUCAGCAAGCCCAGUGGAUGGCAGCGCCUCGCAAGUGCUGCGGCGAUGUCUAUGGCCAGAACAAGGGCGGCUACUGUUUGGUGGGGCCCAUGAAUGGGUCACUCAAGUGCAAGUACUGUUUCAACGCGUGGAACCCAAAGUUUGGCACUCUCGGUUUCUAG
Molecule: messenger RNA, 213 nt
Organism: Apiotrichum porosum
Lineage: Eukaryota; Fungi; Basidiomycota; Tremellomycetes; Trichosporonales; Trichosporonaceae
Exons: 2
Coding region: 1-213 (70 amino acids)
Source: RefSeq, a predicted model, not a curated record